Messenger RNA from Hypanus sabinus (Atlantic stingray), 3988 nucleotides. RefSeq names its product ATP-binding cassette, sub-family G (WHITE), member 8 (gene abcg8). The record is from RefSeq and is a predicted model, not a curated record. Gene Ontology annotation, cellular component: plasma membrane. NCBI's taxonomy places the organism in Eukaryota, Metazoa, Chordata, Chondrichthyes, Myliobatiformes, Dasyatidae. The transcript is spliced from 13 exons. Gene Ontology annotation, biological process: cholesterol homeostasis. The coding region runs from base 118 to 2109 and encodes 663 amino acids. Gene Ontology annotation, molecular function: ATP hydrolysis activity; ABC-type transporter activity; ATP binding.
CCAUCGGCGCGUCUGUCGCCGUGGAUUGAUUAAUUAUUUGCCUGUUUAUGGGGGAAAGGUCCACACUUCCCAGGAUCCGCAGAAUUCAAUCGUCCCUCGAGCAUCCUGACCCAAAGCAUGGAGCCCAACAUUAGCCGUCUGCAAGAUCAGGUGUUCUGUACACUGGAGGAAGAAAGUAGCCUUUACUUCACCUACAGCGGCAAACCCAACUUACUCCAAGUUCUGGACUUUAGUUACGAGGUUAAUACUGCAGCACAGAUCCCCUGGUAUGAAAAACUGGCAGAACUAAAAAUGCCAUGGGAAUGGAAUUCAAAUUCAGAUGGACAAGUAAUAGCAUUGAAGAAUUUGAAUCUUAAAGUCAGAAGUGGGCAAAUGUUGGCUAUUAUUGGGAGUUCUGGAUGUGGGAAGACAUCUUUACUUGACAUCAUUACCUGCAGAGAUGAAGGAGGGGGAAGCAAGUCAGGAAAAAUAUUGAUCAAUGGAAGUCCAGUGAACAAGCAACUGGUUAAAAAAUGUAUUGCGCAUGUGCGACAAGAUGACCGAUUGUUACCCAACCUCACUGUAAGAGAAACAUUGAACUUUAUUGCGAAGUUACGUCUUCCAAAGGACUUCACUGAAGAACAGAGAAAUAAAAGGGUAGAGGAUGUCAUAGCAGAACUCCGACUGAGACAAUGUGCAAAUACUAAAGUGGGGAAUUACUUAAUUCGAGGAGUCUCUGGAGGAGAGCGGCGUCGAGUGAGCAUUGGAGUUCAGCUUCUGUGGAAUCCUGGUAUUUUAAUAUUAGAUGAGCCUACAUCUGGACUUGAUAGUUUUACAGCACACAACUUGGUGAUGACUCUCUCAAGACUUGCCAGAGGAAAUCGACUGAUCCUAAUGUCAAUCCAUCAGCCACGGUCGGACAUAUUUCACUUAUUCGAUCUGGUAGUUCUCCUUUCUUCAGGAUUAACAACCUAUUGUGGAACAGCUAGGGAUAUGAUUCCCUACUUUACCUCCAUUGGAUAUCCCUGUCUAAGGUUUUGCAAUCCUUGUGAUUUUUAUGUUGAUCUAAUCAGCAUUGAUAGGCGUUCCAAGGAACAGGAGCAAAUCACACAGGAUAAAGCCAACAGAUUUGCUUCCAUAUUUUGGGAAAAAGUCAAAGACACAGAUGAUUACACUUGGAAAUCUGAUAGCUGUAACACCACUCCAGAUAAGAACAACACGAAAAGAGCUUCACUAACUUCAGACGAGAUUAUUAGUAUUAAAACAGAAUCUGUGGAUAACCUACCUGGACACUUCAGACAAUUUUGUAUCUUACUGAGUCGACAGGUUUCUAAUGACUUCAGAGAUUUGCCAACCCUUGCUGUGCAUGGACUUGAGGCGCUUCUGAUGUCUUUACUGAUUGGCUUUUUAUACUACAAUGAAGGCAGUAAGAAAUUAUCUAUCCAGGACACGGUGGCAUUGUUAUACAUGAUCGGAGCUUUGACACCAUUUGCAGUCGUUUUGGAUGUUACUGCUAAAUGUCAUUCAGAAAGAGCAAUGCUUUAUCACGAGUUGGAGGAUGGGAUGUAUUCCAUCACUUCUUACUUUUUUGCUAAGCUUUUGGGAGAACUGCCAGAACACUGUGCAUUUGUAAUAAUCUAUGGCGUGCCUUUCUACUGGAUAGCAGACCUCAGACCUGAGGCCAGCCUGUUCCUCUUGAGCUUUCUGUUGGUGUGGCUGCUGGUUUACUGCAGCAGAGUCAUGGCCUUGUGGGUGUCGGCACUACUCCCAACACUCCAGUUAUCUUCGUUAAUAGGGAACACCUUUUUUACAAUCUUCUACUUGACAGGAGGUUUUGUCAUUAGUCUAAAAAACAUGUGGACAGUUGCUUCUUGGUUCUCCAAGAUAUCCUUCCUUCGAUGGGGCUUUGAAGGUCUUAUCCAGGUUCAGUUCACUGGACAUUCUUAUUCUAUUGUGAUAGGAAAUCUUACCAUUCCAAUCAAAGGCACAGAUAUAAUUGAAUCUAUGGACAUGAAUUCAGAACCUCUGUAUGUGUGCUACAUCAUCCUAAUAGCCAUAUGUAUUGGAUUCCUGAUACUCUACUAUGUUUCAUUAAGGUUUAUCAAGCAGAAAUCAAACCAGGAUUGGUAAAAUGCAAUUAGCACAAUUCUGUCAAACACUCUGCACUCAAAGGAUGGUGAUUUCCUACCUCCAGAGAGAGAUCACUGGAGAGCUGAGGAUCGUGUAAAUUGGACACCUGUAGGUGCUGCAUUGCUUGUUUAUAUUGCAUGAAAUUAUGCCAGAACUAUUUGAUUAUCACCUGGACUGUUGCAGUCAUUAUGUUGAAUUGCCCUGCCCUGCCCUGAAUCCCAGUGACACUUCCUGUGUGUUUACUGUAUAUGGAUACAAAUUCAGGAACUCACCCUGUUAUAUAAUCAGCCAAUAUCUAAUUGGAGGUCUGAGGAUCAGAUGCGUGAAUGGCCGAUUUAGAUGUUUGCCUGCAGCAACAGAAAGUCGUCCCAGGCUGUCUCAUCUCUCAACUUCCUUUGCCUCCCACCGUUCACUGCCCAUCCAUGGUACUGACAGAACCAGCUGACAGCUUGCAGGACACUGGACUGUCCUGAUUGGCCACCAACCAGCAACUAGCUGUGAAGCUGGUGGAAAGGAAGAGAUGGGAAGUGACAAUGGGGGCAGGAAUAGUCUAAACUUGUGCAGCUUGAGAAAGCACCUCCUCUGUUCUGGCCCUGGAAGAAGAGUACCCUGAACUUGGCAUAAAAUCUGGAGCUGAUUCCUUGCGCAGGUCACUGCUAAAAGAACAACAAAACAUUAACGACCAUGUGUGAGUACAGAGCCUUCCUGCUUUCCUGGUGAACUGCAGUUAUUUUUCACUUGUCCCAGACCCUGAAUCAAAGUCUUUGGCAGUGGGAUCUGGGUGGUUCCAAACUGAACAAAUUAAAAUCAUACCUAAAGAAUGGCUGCUUAAACAGAGACCAUCCAUGCUUUCAAUAAUUAGACUUCUGGAAACCAAGGGGGAGGUGGAAAGAGAGCACAGAGUGAUCAAUCAGUGAUGCUUUAAUGUGUGCAGUAUACAUUAGAUGACAUUAGCAAAGAUUUGUAGAAACUGUGUAACUAUAUUGAUAUUUUAUACACAUUUACCAUUGGCAUAUGAAGAGCUCUUGUUAACACUCCUGUAAACCUAUUGGAUUAUAAAUAGCAUCCUGUCUUUUUACAUUUCCAAAAUAUGACCAUUUAACAGCAGGAUCAAGGAAAGAUGAAAUGUCUGUAAUGAUAUCAUUCACCUACAAUAUCUAUUACACUCAGCCGAUGUGAUUUCACUCAAUGAAGAACUGAUUUGCAUUAUGUAACACUGCUCUGAUUGCAGAGCUGGGUGAAUGCCCAAAACUAGUUUAAGACACUGCAGGCACAGUUCAUCACCCUAUUACACAGUUCAUCAUCGACUCUCACACUUCUAAGCUUAAUCCAUAAUAAAUACCAUACCCAAAGAGUCCUUACAUAGCUUUCUUCAUGACAUGGUUUAACUUUCAGUGACAGUCAAAAGCCUUCAGUCUGUAAGAGAAAUACUUUUUCUUGAAAAUGGCUUUAAAGUAACCAAGAGAUUUAUAGAUUACAUCCGGCAAAUCUAAACCUAAAUGGUGGGUUAUGCCACAUUGCUAUUUGUACCAAGAUUACAUACUCCCUCAUCGCUCUUCACUCAUCCCUUGUCAUCUUUGUGUCCCUUGCAAGCAGAAAGCUUGCAGGUAUUAAUAAUUUAUUUUGUUUACUCCCAGUACAAAAGCAAAAGUAGUUAAAACAACUUUUGUAUUUGGAGAAACAUUACUUUUUGCACAAUCAUUUAAAAAUUGUAUAUUUUGGAAAACAUAGAUAUUGGAGAUUUUCUAACAAUUAGGAAAUAUGUACAUUUGCAGCUUGACAAAAAUGUAAGAUAUUAAUUUCUUUAAGAUAAUAAAUAUCCACACAUGGAAAAUGUUUCUCAAUUUAUCUCCUUUCUUUCCUGAAGUAGUUGAUCCAU